AAAACGAAAAAUCAAUCGCAUCUCGACGUUGCCGCGUUGCCUAGGCGACGGGUAAACAGCCGCCGGGCUCGGAGAGCGAUGGACGCCUUGUUCUGUUGCUUCUUCGGAUAGUGAUUAUACGAGUUGUUGGUGCUUCGUAUUGUUGACUGAUAACGGAAUGGCUGAGGAGGCGGCGGCGGCCACUGGAGCAGGGGCAGAGAAAGUGAUACAUACAUACCCGCUAAUAAGGCACUCGGACAUGCCUGAGGAGAUGCGGACAGAAGCGAUGGAGCUGUCGGUGACGGCUUGCGAGAAGUUCUCGCAGAACAACGAGCUGGCGGCGCGCCUCGUGAAGGAGUCCUUGGACAAGAAGUUCGGGCCGGCGUUCCACGUGGUGAUCGGCGAGAGCUACGGCUUCGAGAUCACCUACGAGUCCAGCACCAUAUGCUACAUGUACUUCGGAGGGAACCAGGCUGUGUGUAUUUGGAAGUGUUCGUGAUGUGGAUGCCGGCCAUGUUGCCAGGUGUUGAGAACAGUUCGUGUCGGAUGAUGUAACAUUAGUGGCUUUGUGUUACACUGUACAUUAAUAUCUCCAAAAUAUGAAUGAAUGUAUUUUUUUAAAUAGUACCUAAUUACUAGCCCUCGAGAUUUUUCGUUAAGCCGUUUUUGAGAUAGAGAGCGUGCAAUGACAAACUUGUAAUUAAAAUAAAAACACAGUGUAUACACUGAUUUAUUGAAAAAAUAUCACUGUACUGAAUCAUUAACGAUUUUUUAAUACAUAGAUAGAUUGCAGCAAUUAAAAAUUCGUAGUUCGGUGCAUUUGCAACGCUUGACAAUCUGUCAAUUACUAUCUGUAAGUAGAUACUUAUAUAAAACAUAAAAAAAUAAAUGAUAGUUUUUAUGUUUAACAGUUUGCUUAUGCACGCUAUAUUCAGGAAUUGCUUUACCGAUGUUUUCACUGAUGUAUUGUGUGCAAGGUCUGCGUAACACUUGCUGUUCAAAACGCAAAAAACAGACACGGGCGCCCCCUAUAGACCAUUCUAUAGACUUACAAUAUAAGUUCAAAGACAAAGUUCAAGAGAAAAAGGUCUGACGGAGAUCCAGCAGGAUAGGAAAGGAUAUGAAUCUAUUGAAUAUUAUUAUUUUGAUUUACAAUUCGUAAUCACUUCUUACUAAUUAGAAUUUUAACUAGCUAACACACAUAUUGACAAAUUAAACUUGGUCACGCAAUAACGGCCUUUCAGUUCUUCUAUACGCUGUUAUAUUCUAAGUUUAUGGUCGAUUCCAUUUCUAUUGACAUUAAAGGUGCAUUGAUCUCUGCAACGCUCUAUUAUACAACGACUUAAUUAAUACUUUAAGAUAGGUACCUUCAUUCGUAUUCUCCUACAAAUCUGACACAGGCGACAGCCAGGUGUGCGUCACAAUUGGACUGCCCGUCAUCUUUAUCUGAAGCGCUUGUAUGUUAAUUAUGUUUCAGAGUACCUAAUUCGUCUCUUGUUUUUAUGUUCUUAAAUCUGUUGAGGUUCAACUAUCUAAAGUUUCUAUAAGAAGGUUGAUCCUUCAAAUGGGCAAAUAUAAUAUAUGGCAGGAGUUAAAUUUAGUGCCGAAAUGGAAAAGUGAUAUUAUGUGCAAACCAUUUUUACGGAAAAAAUCCUCCAUGAUGAGAGAAAACCUAAUUUAAGCGUCGGUAGCACAAAAGUUUUGACUCCCAACGUUCGAUCCUCGCCCGCCAUUUACGAAUGUGUCAACGGUUUUGAACUACACGGGCGGCGUAGCUCUUGUGAUGCCUCUAGUGUUAGGAAGUAAGAAUGGGCUGCGGUGUAUAAAAUACUAUCAGUAGUGUAUUAUUAGCAAUUAUCAAUCUUCCUUAAAGGCCGGCAACGCUUCUGUGAUUCCUCUGGUGUUGCAAGAGAGUAUGAGCGGCGGUGAUCACUUAACAACAGGUGACCCGUACGCUCGUUUGUCCUCCUAUUCCAUAAAAAAAAAAUCAGAUAUUAUUAUAUUUGUUGCAGACAAAUUGAAAAUUCUUUUUUAAAUACAUUUUGAAUUAAUAGUUACCUCGGUAACACUCCAAUCGAUUAGUGCUGAUAAUGAUAAUGAAAAUAAUUAACGGCAUAAAAUAAAUAGCGUGUAUUUACAAGUGUGCCUUAUUGUUUGUAACCUCUGGUAAAAUGGCCGACAUGUCAAGUUUAAUACCAAUUGAAAUGGUAUAGAAUAUAUUGUAGAAUAUACCUAAGUUUUUUUUUAUAAAGCGUGGUUUGUGUAUGGGCGAUGUAUAUACUAAUUACUAACUAAUAUUAUCUGUACUAUAAAAUAAUACAUUUUACAAUUAUUUAUCUGUAAAACAA
Messenger RNA from Leptidea sinapis, 2327 nucleotides. Its product is annotated as dynein axonemal light chain 4. The record is from RefSeq and is a predicted model, not a curated record. Gene Ontology annotation, cellular component: dynein complex. Gene Ontology annotation, biological process: microtubule-based process. Gene Ontology annotation, molecular function: dynein intermediate chain binding; dynein light intermediate chain binding. NCBI's taxonomy places the organism in Eukaryota, Metazoa, Arthropoda, Insecta, Lepidoptera, Pieridae. The transcript is spliced from 2 exons. The coding region runs from base 158 to 478 and encodes 106 amino acids.